ACUAAGAGGCGUGGGGCGGGUUCCCUGCUGCUGGCGUUUCUUUAAAUACUCCGGCACUUGGGAGUUCCUGUGCAUUCUUACCUGCCACUCUGCAAAGAGUACCUCACCACUCUGCAGUCCCACGGACUCCGUCCUAUGCUUUCUGCGGGAAAUGCUGUUGUUUGAUUGCAACCCAGAGGUGGAUAAUCUGAAGCACCUGCUGGAGAACGGGGCCUCGGUCAACGCACCCCCAGAUCCCUGCGAGCAGUCGCCUGUGCACUUGGCCGCUGCUGGCGGCCUUGCUUGUUUUCUUCUCUGGCAACUGCAAACGGGCGCUGACCUCAACCAGCAGGAUGUUUUUGGAGAAGCUCCACUACACAAGGCAGCGAAAGUUGGAAGCUUGGAGUGCCUGAGCUUGCUUAUAGCCAGUGAUGCCCAAAUUGAUUUAUGUAAUAAGAAUGGGCAAACAGCUGAAGAUCUUGCUUGGUUAUGUGGAUUUCCAGAAUGUGCCAAGUUUCUUAUAACAAUUAAAUCUAUGCAGACAAUAAAAUCAAGUGAACAAUCCAACAGAGAUCAUAGUGUUCCAAUGCUCAGACAGAAACGAAGUUUUGGAAGUGCAGAAAGUAUAAAUGGGAAAAGGAAGUGUUGAUGUCAUGUUGGUUAUGAAGAAGCUUGAAGAAGGCCUUCACUUCACUGCAAGCUAUGGCUUUUGGCUUACCGUGUCUAAAUUUCUUCUAAGAAGGAGGAAAACUUUCUUCCAAGUGAAGACAGAAUUUAUAUAUGCCUAUAAUAUUUUGAUUGUGCAAACUUUGUCUUUUAAGUUAUUAAAAGAAUGUCUAAAUAAAUUAUUUUCUUUGUGUACAAUUUACCAACCUUUGAAAAAAUAUUGUAGUUUCAAACAUCAAAUUAUCCCCAGGAUAUAAUUUAGUUAUACUUUAUUAACAAAUGUAUAAUACAAGUUUACUAUAGUCUUUGAGUCCAAUAUAUUUUAAAAAAUCUUUGGUCGCUGAGGAAGACAUAAGUUAUAGUAAGCAUCCUUGUUCCAAAAGUCUGGGCCCUUCCAUCCACACCAGCCCUAGAUAUGGGAAAAGGGAAAGAAAAACCUUUUACAAUUACAGGAUUGUAAUUAAAUACAGGAUUACAUGAUCUAAAUUGUAAUAUCGGGCUCUGUUGCAGGCUCUUGGAAUAAAACUCCAAAUACUUAAAUAAUUCAAAGAUUUUUAAACUUUUAAUUAUUUAAUCAGAGAAAUCAUAAAAAGAGAAAAACUUUCUUACAAUAACUGUCACUUCAGACUAUUACAUUUUAUUGAUUCCAAGGUGUACAGAUUUAUAAUUCUGGCAAUUGAUAACAUGAUAGUUUAACUGGCAGUCUGUUUUCCUUUCUUGGUAUUCCAUAAAAGAAUGGAACACAUACUGUUCAAUGAUAUUUUAGAUAUGAUAAAAUACAUAGAGUGAGAAAUCUGAGCUUGCCCCGUGAGUUGCAUUCUAUGCUUUUUCAUCUUCUGAUGCUACAACCAAUUCUCAUUUCCAUUUUUCAUGUCAUUAUUAAUCCUUUUCCCCCAGUAAAGAAAAUUAUUUUCACACUAAAUCUCACUGUGAAUAUUAAAGUUAAUCAAUUUUUUUCUAGGGCCACUGAUUUAUUGUCUUAAAUAAGACCCAGUUGAUGACUGGUCCAUGUGACCUAUCAUGCCACAAUAAAAUACUUUUUUUGAAAA
Messenger RNA from Choloepus didactylus (southern two-toed sloth), 1694 nucleotides. It is a transcript of the gene ANKRD37, whose product is annotated as ankyrin repeat domain 37. Lineage: Eukaryota; Metazoa; Chordata; Mammalia; Pilosa; Megalonychidae. The transcript has 5 exons. Gene Ontology annotation, molecular function: protein binding. Bases 152 to 628 code for a protein of 158 amino acids. The record is from RefSeq and is a predicted model, not a curated record.